Ustilago hordei is the source of this 2235-nucleotide messenger RNA. RefSeq lists its product as uncharacterized. The record is from RefSeq and is a predicted model, not a curated record. The transcript has a single exon. Bases 1 to 2235 code for a protein of 744 amino acids. Lineage: Eukaryota; Fungi; Basidiomycota; Ustilaginomycetes; Ustilaginales; Ustilaginaceae.
AUGUCCUUUAGCACCGCCUUCCAGUCGCUUCGCGCUCCAGCGAGGUCGAUAGCGUCCGCGCAAGGCUUACGUCGUCCAGCAGCAUCCUUGGCAUCCAGAGCGAGCUCUACCAGCUCGAGCAAGGCACCUGUACCGACACCGCACGUCCCGCAUGGACACCUGCACCAAGGCGUAGCUGGCCCCUCUCGCUGCUUCUGCACCUCGCACAAACUCGCGAAAGCUUCGGACCUGCGCUUGGAGGAGCUGCACUUUCAUGACUCGCUCGACACCUGUCGAUAUGCACCAGAGCCAUACUGGCAGCCUGCCAAGCCUUCUACACCGAACUUCCGCUCGGAGCAGCACACCCGACUGGCGACACAGUAUGAGAUCGCGGAGCCAGCAUCAUUUCGGUCGCUGCUUGAUACCAAUUCGCAGCGAGCCGACACUGACCCUCCACCAAACGACUUCUUCACAUCAUCAGCACCGCAACAUACGCGCCACUCCCACACUGCAGUGGCAGAAUCAACAACGCACCAACAACCAGAUCAUGCCCCAGCUGCAGCAACAACAGUCUCCUACAUCGACUCACUAGAUCCCACACGCAGAGAUGCUCUGGAUAAUCGCGUACGGCUGCUGAUCCGAUCAGGCGAGCACUCGAUGACCGCCCUGGCUGCAGAGUAUGGCGAGCUUGCGCCCAAAGAGCUGGAACAAGUCUGCUGCCAUAUCAUGUCAAACUGCAUCAAGGAGAAGCACGACGCUCGUAUCCUGUGGGAUCUCUAUCGUUCCUGGACACCUCCAACACCAUCAGCUAUCGCUGCUGUACCCUCUGGUCCAGUUCGGUCAACACUUCGGCGCAUGCAGGGCGACACACUCUAUCGCUGCUGCACCUGUUUGCAUACUGCUGGCAUGACCCGUCAAGCUGCGAUCGCUAUCCGUGACGCUCGUCUCAAGCCGUCACAAGCUCGCUACCUUCUCGAGAGACUCGUUUACGAUCUUACAAUGCCGCCAUCUCCCAUUCCCUCGACGAAGCGCCAAUCGACUAUGUUAGAGCAAGGCAACAGCGACCCGGCUAUAAAGCACGAUCCUGACACCUUCGCUGCAGCCAGACUCGUCGUAUCAGAAAUCAGCGACACAAUGAUGAACCUGAUGGCCCAUGGAGUCUCGUUCAAGCAAAAGGUAGUCGACCGUACGCUCAAAUCGCUAUGUCUUACAAGAGCGAGAAGUCGAAUGGUUCGGCUAUUGCGUGCGGCUCAGCGUCGGGCUCAACUUGACUUGCUCGCUGAUAACCGAAAAAAUCUCGAGGAUGGAGGAGGCGAGAUGCGUCCUGCUCCUGCAUUCUCGCCCUUACGAAGGAUGGAAGUGGAAAAGGUGCCACAAGUGGUGUCUACAAAAGUCAUGGAAUCUUCAAUCCGUCUUCUCUGCCUACUGGACUCAAGAGGAGCUCGAACAGCAUACGACCUUCUCUCUGCCCUCGAUCCAACACAGCGAACAGCAGGAAUGUACGAUGCUCUCAUGACGGUCUACGGCAACGUCUCCACCGAUACGGCGAACAAGGAGGGUGUAGGGUGUAUGGCAAUAGACGAACAGCUCUGGCACGACAUCUGCACAUUCCCACACCUUCCCGGCCCAUCUCUACACACCAUAUCAGCACGCAUCAUCUGCCACACUCGAAGACGCGAGUUCGGCCUCAUCCAAUCCGACCUGGCAUUCCUCCGCUCCCAAAACCUCGGCACCAUCCACGAGCUUACAGAGAAUGCAAAAUUAAGCAUCAUUCGAUGCAGCAUCGAAUCAGGUUCCCUCCUACCCGGCUUUCGUUACGCGUCCAUUCUUCUACGACACCCCAGCACGGAUGCAGAGUUUCAGGCUAAAGUGGUCACAACACUUUUGAAGGCGGGACAACAUAUACACGCCACACGGAAAACUUGUUCGGAUUCUGUUCCAUCGCGAGCACAGCUGUUGAAGAGGUUUAUACGUCAUUUUUCACAUCUACACAACCGGUUCCCCGCUCUGCGAACCGAUCUCGCAACGCUGGAAUUGUUCCUUCAGCUCUUGGAUAGGCAUCAGCUGUGGAUAAAGGCCGAAACUCUUUGGAACAUGCUUCGGGUCGUUGGACAGCAUUUUGGAAAGCAAGACUCGCGCCUGGUCGAUGUCAUUUGCGCUUUCGAAAAGAUUUUCGAGAACAGAGGAGAAGUCUCCUCCGCACAAGAACUGCGUCGGCUCAUUAACAAACUUCAGCAUUCACAACAUGUCACGUAG